This is a messenger RNA of Salvelinus namaycush (lake trout), 2223 nucleotides long. Its product is annotated as adenylyl cyclase-associated protein 1-like. The coding region runs from base 121 to 1527 and encodes 468 amino acids. Gene Ontology annotation, molecular function: actin binding; adenylate cyclase binding. The record is from RefSeq and is a predicted model, not a curated record. Gene Ontology annotation, biological process: regulation of adenylate cyclase activity; cell morphogenesis; cytoskeleton organization. Gene Ontology annotation, cellular component: cytoplasm. Lineage: Eukaryota; Metazoa; Chordata; Actinopteri; Salmoniformes; Salmonidae. The transcript has 13 exons.
UCUUCAUACUGUACUAUCUGUUUUAUACUGGAAGAAUAGGCAGAGCAGUAAGUCUGCUAGCUCCUACAGACAAUUGACCGUGAUUAAAGACCUAAUCAGUGCUUGUCCAAUUUAGCAGGAAUGGCGGCGUUGGCAAGUCUGGUGCAGCGGCUGGAGGUGGCUGUGGGUCGUUUGGAGGCGGCGUCGGGCGGUGGAGGUGGCGGUGGCUCUGCUGGAGGCUCUGGAGUCGUGGCAGCUUACGUGGAGGCCUAUGAUGCCAUCAUCACGGGCUCUGUUGGCCAGUACAUGACCCUCAGCCAGCAGAUAGGGGGCGACGUCCAGAAGCAUGCGGACAUGAUGAAGCAGGCGUUCUCAUGUCAGAGACAGCUCCUUGUCACCGCCUCCUGCUCCCAGAAGCCCUCUGAUGCAUCCUUGACUGCUCUCCUGGCCCCCGUCUCCAAAGUGAUCCAGCAGGUGCAGACGUUCCGCGAGCAGAACCGCUCCUCGACCCUCUUCAACCACCUCUCGGCCGUCAGCGAAAGUGUGCCUGCCUUCGGCUGGGUCGCCAUGGCUCCUAAGCCAGGUCCCUAUGUGAAGGAGAUGCAGGAUGCUGCCCAGUUCUACACCAACCGUGUGCUCAAGGACUACAAGGAGAAGGACCAGAAGCAUGUGGACUGGGUUAAGGCCUACCUGUCUAUCUGGACUGAGCUGCAGAACUACAUCAAACAGCACCACACCACCGGACUGGCCUGGAGCAAGAGCGGUCCAGUAGCCUCGGCCUCUGCAGCUCACCCUGCCUGUGGCGCUCCUCCUCCCCCCGGCCCUCCUCCCCCUCCCAUGGACUUCAGCGGGUCGUCUGGCGGUGGCGGAGACCAGGGGCCCGACACCCGUAACGCCCUCUUCGCCUCCCUCAACAAGGGAGCUGACAUCACCAAGGGCCUGAAGCAUGUGCCCAAAGACCAAAUGACUCACAAGAACCCCAACCUGAGGACCCAGACCGGUCCGGUGCACACAGGGCCCAAGCCCUUCAGCUCCCCCAAGACAGAGGCCACCGCCGCCCCCUCUCGCAAGCUGCCCCCCGUUCUGGAGCUUGAUGGCAAAAAGUGGAAAGUGGAGAACCAAGAGGGUGUACAGGGCAUGGUGAUCAGCGACACAGAGCUCAAGCAGGUGGUCUACGCCUUCAAGUGUAACAACAGCACCCUGCAGAUCAAGGGCAAGAUAAACUCCAUCACUUUAGACAACUGUAAGAAACUGGGUCUGGUCUUUGACGACGUCGUGGGCAUUGUAGAGGUUAUCAACUGCAGGGACGUCAAGGUUCAGGUCUUGGGCAAAGUUCCCACCAUCUCCAUCAACAAGACUGACGGCUGCCACGUGUACCUGAGCAAAGAUUCGCUGGAGUGUGAGAUCGUCAGCGCCAAGAGCUCAGAGAUGAACGUGCUGGUACCUGGUAAAGACGGAGACUAUACUGAGAUCCCUGUUCCUGAGCAGUUCAAGACUGUCUGGGAUGGCAAGAAGCUUGUCACCACUUGUACAGAGAUCGCUGGAUAGAGGCGCAGCACUCGAAACAGCCUCCCCUUUGCAAAUGCCUACCUGACUGAUCGACCGACCAGCUAACCAAACCACAAAGUAGACUGAGAUGCCAACCGCACCCAUAUUUUUCCAAUCUGCCAAUCAAAGCUUUAGCGGUUUUUUCCUUCAGCCAAUGAGAGGACUGCUUGCUUUAUCUGGAGCAUUCCUUCAGCCAAUUGCAGGGAGCGGCUUGUUAUUCGAUUCGGUUAUCCUCAUGACCAGUGAGCGUAUUCAAAUGGGUUUGCCAACAACCAGGUUGAUUUUUGAUUUCCUGCUAAUGAUAAAUGUAAUAGCAAACGCGAAGGAGCAAAGCUUUUAUCACACCUGUGGUUAAACACUAAACAUCAGCCAAUGUUUCCUUAAACCAAUCGUUAAUUGGAUUUCCCCUCUGGUCAGGGGGAGGCAUGUGUUUAGGGGUCCAAGGUUUCAGUUCCAUUUAUGCAAUUUAGCCGUGAAGCACAUGUACAACCAACCCCUCUUUACAGUCGACAAUGCUAACAUUCAUAGAUAUUGACUAAAUAUAACAUUUGUGUCAUCACUCUUAAAUAGGUCAAAUGAUCAAUUACGUGCAGGGUCACUCUUUUUUUUAUCAUAACACUGAAGCAAAAUGGUGUUGAAAAAAUAUUGAAAGAUGAAAUGUAAAAAAUAAAAUAAAAAUGUUCAUUCCUUGCUCAA